AUGAUGAAUUCUGGCCCACCAACAGGGCAACCAAAUUUUAUGCCGUUUCGAUCUAAUUUUCCACGACAAUUUGAAGCGCCUAUUCGCCGACCACCAUUACUUCAAGUCCCGCUCAAUAAUGUCCAACCUAUUCGUCCCUCUGUAAAUGACUCCUAUCCGCCUAUUACAACUGUUGGUGUGUUGUUGUUCAGUGAACGUCAGUCAAACAAUACUUGUCUUCCAACUGGUCGUCAGCCUACUUCUCUUGUAUGGAUACUCAGUCUAGUUAGGCGAAUUAAAGUUGUUACCAUGUCCAUUGUUAUCGACAAGUUUGUAUCACUUACACCACAUCAACUGUUUAUUUUAUUACGAAACCAACAUGAUUUAAACCAACAAACUGCACUCAGUCUGUUUCAUCUUUUAGUCAAAGCUAUCCUUCAAGCACCAGUUGGCUCAAAUACUGAACGGUUAUUAGCCUAUUUGAUGGAUAUUUGUGAGACAGAAUUACCUCGAUCAGAUCACACACCUACAGUUACAUCCAUUGUGUGCACAUCAACUGCUUCUGUUAUUACUAAUGCCGAGGGAACAUAUUAUGAUCUGCAACAACAUAAUCGUCAGCAAAACCAACCACUACCUCAUCGUCAACAACAGUCUAAAUUGGAAUAUGAUGACUUCUUGAACAGUUUCUUGUUAUAUUGUCGAGAAAUUUUAAGGGUAUUAUGCGAGACUGCAAUUUGUUUGAUAUAUUCAUCGUCUGAAACAUCGGAUUUGUUAGAUCAUGGCGGUUGUGAAGGUUUUCUACGUGCAAUACAACAAUUAGCCAGUCGUCCGCCUCCUUUAACUUUGUACAGCACAACUAAUGUUGCUCUUGAUAGAAAUACCUCUGCUAUGAGUAAUGAUAAAGUGGAUCUUAAAUGGAUGUUAUUAUCAAAUUCCAAAUCGUGUUUAUUUGAAAAGUUGAUCAGCUCUAAUGCUUUACAAAGUAGUUCAUGUGCUCAAUUGAUUUUAAGCUUGGGAAUGACACUGGAGCCGAGUUUACUUGAACAUCUAUUGUUCUACUUAUGCUGUUGGAAGUCUCAAACAAAGAAAAUCAAUUCAGACACCAGUUCAUUUACAUCACCAGAAUCAACCAGGUUGACAGCAUCAGAUUCACCAUCACAACAAUUCACUUACUGUCCAUUAAUAUUAUUCUUUCCAAUAUUGAGUGAAAUACAAUCGAUUUGGAUAGCUAGAACAUCGUGUAAACCACCAUCAUUGACGGCAACUUCAGCAACAUCCUCCGCUACUGUUACUGCAGGGGGAUCAACAAUAAUGCCGACUAGUAUUACUUUCAUUCAUUCGUCAAUUUUUCCAGUAAUGUCAGUUCGUAGUAAAUAUUUAUCAAUGAAUAGUCAUCGAAAUGACACAUCAAAUUACAAUAACUACAGUGGCAGUGGCAGCAACAAUAAUAAUACUUCCUUAUCUUUAAUAUCACCAAAUGGUCUAUUAAAUAGCAAUGUUGAACUGCGUACUAGUCUUUUACGCAAUCUUCUUUGGCUAGUAUAUAAAGAAUACGCCCUGAUAGAGAAGAAUACUGCUCAUCCACGUAUCCUAUUCGCCUUAGCUGCACAGUUAGAUGAAAUUGUGGCAAUGAUGCUUAAAACUUUUGAUACCGAGUGUUUAGAUUUAUUACUCAGUCUUUGCGAGUGUAUAUUUUGUUCAUUUCAAUUUUCAUCGUCUAUUGAUGAUUCACUGAAUUCUACUAACAACACUGAUAACAAUGCUUGUAGUUCAUCAGUGAAGUUAAGUGGUCCAAGUCAGCAUCCUCAUCCUCCUGGACGAUUUCACCAAGGACAUCAAAAUUCAGGGCUAUGGAAGACAAAUAUUCCCCUUCUUGGUCGUCAUUAUCAAACACUCGCUUUUUGCAUCUAUCACCGGCACAAUGGAUCAACAUCAUCUCCAUGUAGAUAUUUUUAUUUAUUUGGUCGUCUGCGUGAUCUGUUGAAUAUGUUAUGCUCCAGUGAUCAGUUAUCAGUUUUUCGGUCAACAUUUAUCCGGUUCAUUCCAAAAGUUAUGAUGUCUGGUCGAACACAUCCGUGUAUGGAUGAUUUAUUCAAGAAUUCCUCUGCAGUCACAGACAAUCUGAACUUGUUCACUCCGAAUAUCUCGUGUUUACCAUCGAGUUUCUUCACUAAUAGUUGUCCUGUUGGAAAAAACAAUACAAUUAUCUCCUCAAAGCUAGUAUCUGACAGUUUAGCAUCAUCAUCAACAUUUUUACUAUUGAAUAAUCCACCAAGAAAAUUGGUCAAACCCUUGAUGAUGGUCUUAUCCGUGGACAGUUGA
Molecule: messenger RNA, 2301 nt
Organism: Heterobilharzia americana
Lineage: Eukaryota; Metazoa; Platyhelminthes; Trematoda; Strigeidida; Schistosomatidae
Source: the annotation of a GenBank genome assembly